Molecule: messenger RNA, 2416 nt
Organism: Ceraceosorus guamensis
Lineage: Eukaryota; Fungi; Basidiomycota; Exobasidiomycetes; Ceraceosorales; Ceraceosoraceae
Product: DUF21-domain-containing protein
Exons: 5
Coding region: 131-2182 (683 amino acids)
Biological process (GO): magnesium ion homeostasis
Cellular component (GO): intracellular membrane-bounded organelle
Source: RefSeq, a predicted model, not a curated record
CCGGAUUCCCAUCUUUCGCCUCUCCCUGCUCCACACCUCAUUGCGACUCGUUUUGUCUGCGCCAAACGCAGAAAAGGAGGCUGAUUGCAGCUUCAUCGACGCCCUUCAGCGCACCCUUGUUCACGCCGCCAUGUCGUCCGCUCGCCCAUUGCCGCGUGGCCGAGGAGCUACGCUAGGAUCUGGCAGCAUAUCAGCUCGAUCGACAUCCGUUGCCAAGGCGCUGCUGCUAAGCACCACACUUGCAGCCCAUCUACUAUCCAAAGCGUUCGCAACGCCUUUGAACUUUGCCUCGCAACACUUUGGAGCUCUGCCCUUUCCUGUGCCGGACGUUGCGGCAUGGAGUCGGGUGGAGGAGAUCGGGACUCUGCAUCAUGGUCACGAGCCAGAAGCACCAGAGAGCACUUUUCAGCUCGUGGUUGACAUGGUCUCCAUCGCUGGCUUGGUCAUACUUGGUGGUAUCUUUGCAGGCUUGACUCUCGGAUUGAUGGGUCUGGACAUGGUCAAUCUGCAGGUGUUGAGCACCAGCGGAUCAGAGACUGAGCAAGACCACGCGAGAAAAGUGCUCAAGCUGCUCGAAAAAGGAAGGCACUGGGUCCUCGUCGUGCUCCUGCUGGGCAAUGUUGUAGUGAAUGAGUCGCUGCCCAUCUUCCUGUCCGAUUUUGGCGGUACAGCGGCAGUCUUGGUCUCCACACUUCUGAUCGUCAUCUUUGGCGAGAUCGUCCCUCAGUCGAUCUGCGCGAGGCACGGCUUGGCCAUUGGCGCGUACUGCGCACCGCUCGUGCAUGCCACCAUGAUCAUCAUGGCUCCCGUCGCCUGGCCCACAGCCAAGCUGCUGGACUGGGCUUUGGGCGAAGAUCACGGGACGACUUACCGCAAGGCCGAAUUGAAGACGUUCGUCUCUCUCCAUCAACAGAUUGGCACGGAUGGACUGAAUGAGGACGAAGUGACGAUCAUUCGAUCAGUGCUGGAGCUGAACGACAAGACGGUUUCCUCGGUUAUGACACCAAUCGAGGAUGUCUACACGAUGAGCGCCGACACGAUUAUGAACGAAGAGAACAUCAACCACUUGGUUCAAUCAGGCUACUCCAGAGUGCCUGUGCACGAGCCUGGCAAACCUGAUGCCAUUAUUGGGAUGCUACUCGUCAAAAGGUUGAUCACGUACGAUCCAGAAGAUGCAAUGCCCGCGAGCUGGUUCCAAUUGACACCUCUGCCAGAGACGAACCCAGACCUGAGCUUGCUCGACACGCUCAACUACUUCCAACAAGGACGAAGUCACAUGAUUUUGGUGUCGACGAACCCCGGAGAAAAUCGCGGAGCCAUGGGCAUAGUGACGCUGGAGGAUGUCAUUGAGGAGGUCAUCGGCGAGGAGAUUGUAGAUGAGACGGACGUCUUUGUGGAUGUGCACAACAAGAUCAAGGUCGUUCGCAAUCGACCUCAACAAGGCACCUCGGCGAAUUACGCAGGCUUGGUGCAGGGCAUAAUUGAACGUCGACGCAAGUCAGGCAUGAUGAAGCGAGCAACACCGCUUAAGUCGGCGGGUACUGGAGUGAACAAAGUCGCUAUCAAGCGACCUGGCAGUCCCUUCUCCACCUCGAGCCAGGCCGGCGAAUCAUACACUCAGCCGAGUGGAUUAGCUGGGUUUGGAUCGCCACGCAACAAGGGCGCGGUACUGGACGCAGCCAGGCGAGCGUCAUCUACAGAUAGGGGAACGGGUAUCGUCGAGGGUCUAUCCAAAGCUUUCACUCGCACGAUGACAUGGCCAAACGCUCCAGAGGGCGACAACUCUUCUCAGGCGAACGGCAAGUCGACGCCUGCUGUGAGUGGCUCGAUAGGGGCUGCAGCGAACGAAGCCUCGCGCAGGAAUAGCAGCAGUCGCGCGAGCGGAUUGCCUGAUGGCUCUUAUAUCGUGGAGGUGGAUGGCGGUCGAACCACGCUUUUGGAGGUGGGCGAUAUUGCGGAACAGCCGGCUGCUGAAGAAGUAGCUAGGAUUAGAGCGGAACAAGAGGCGAAGCAACAAGCCGCAAGAGAGGCACAGGCCGAAGAGGCAAAGAAAGCCAAUGGGACCUUGAUAGGUGCAGCAGAAGAGCAAGAUGAAAGCAGACCGCUUUUGAGCGCUGCCAAGAGGAUGUUUGGGGCGACGGACGAGCAUGUGAACAAGACUCGGCCUGACCACGAGGCGUAGCAUUUUGCCUUCUCUGGGAGUGGAGCCUACGCUGUCGUUUAUGGCUCCACCGCCCAAGCCUUUGCCCCUUCCUAUCCUCGUAAAUUCUUUUGAGCUCAAGCCUGACGGACCCUUUACAAACAACUAAUCUACCCCAAAAGCUUCGAGCAAUGAUUCGCCGCGCUCGCUUUAGCCAUCACACUUUCGACGUCAUCACUUUUGCUCGAAUGGCAUCACAUAGCAACUUGCAGUGAC